This is a messenger RNA of Bicyclus anynana (squinting bush brown), 2525 nucleotides long. RefSeq lists its product as uncharacterized. NCBI's taxonomy places the organism in Eukaryota, Metazoa, Arthropoda, Insecta, Lepidoptera, Nymphalidae. Gene Ontology annotation, biological process: positive regulation of voltage-gated potassium channel activity; regulation of synaptic transmission, cholinergic; sleep. The record is from RefSeq and is a predicted model, not a curated record. The transcript has 4 exons. Bases 145 to 624 code for a protein of 159 amino acids.
UAAUCAAAUUAUAAUUUACUCAUCUUCUGUGUUUGAAAUUUGUAUUUAUUUUGUAAAUAGGCGUUAUUUUGUUAAUAAAUAUAAAUAAUUCUAACUCGAUUAAAUAAAUAAACAGGCCGCAAUCCGCAUUUAACAACCCCAAUUAUGCAGAUAUUAGUGAUAGUAUCAAUUUUGUUAGCCGUUUUCAAUGAAUGUUAUGCAAUAUGGUGCUAUCAAUGUACAACAGCCACCCCAGGCUGUGGACAACCUUUCAACUGGCGUGGAGUUGGAUACUUAGGGAAUCCCUGCCCUGACAAUGAAGAUGUAUGUGUUAAACUAAUUGAGCGGAAAGGUGCCAAAGAGGUCAUCACAAGAGAUUGUCUCAGCACAUUCAAACCAUUCCGAACUGAUAUACCAGCUGAUACAUAUGAAGGCUGCCGAAAUGCUGCCAAAGAUGUAAAUUUGGCCAACUAUGUCAAUAACACUGUGAAAGAAUUGGACGUAAAAAGGGACUGGUACGAUGAAACUGUGUGGUGUUUCUGCUUCCUUGAUCACCGUUGUAACAAUGGAUCAACAAAUACAAUUUCAAUGGUAUUACUAACUCUAACAAGUAUCACCUUAUUCACAAAAAAGGUAUUGUUUUGAUCGAUGUAUUAUAAAAAAGAUUCAAUGACACAAAACGGUAGCAAUAAACAAGACAGCUGUUAAACAUUAGGAAACUCGAAGACAAUUUCAAGUUUGUAUAAAAAUUAAUUAUUGAAGCAAAGAUUUAGAUUUAGUAUUCUGGGCUUGUAGCCAUGUGGCAAGUAGAUUCUCUUUCUACAAACGCGAAUGCUUCGAAAACUAAAAAAAAAUAAUGGAAAUGACAGAUCCGAUCGAUAACUUGAUCACAACCUGUCGAUAACAUGUCAUUCCCAUACAUUUUUUAAUUUUCGAAGCGUUUGCGUUUGUAGAAACAGAAUCGACAAGCCAUGUCUACUACUACUAGACAAUGGGCUACUGGCAUAAAACACGCGUAUUAUAAAUCUUCGCUUCAUUCGGGCGUUCAUAGAUGGCACAUUUUUUUUGGAAAGUAUAAUUCACCCUUUCUAUGAAAAUGUUUUUAUAUAGUCUCUUGUCAAAAGGAAAAUAAAAUAAAAUAGUUAUAGUUUCUUCACAUACUAGUUGUGUGAAAUAGAAGUUUAGUGAUAUUAUUUUACACUUAAGAGUUCUCAUGCCUUUGGAUAAGUGCCUUGUCAUUAGUUUGAUAAGUAGUUAUUCAAUUUGAUACAUAAAUAAUACAUAUCUAAGCUACCAAUCUUUAACAGCAACCUUUAUUAGAAAAUAUUUAUAAUAUCAUUUACUAGCUGUUCCAGCAAACAUUUAUUGCCAUAGAAAAAUUUUGGGGUGGACCACCCUUAUCAAUUAAGUAUAUGUAUAUAAAUGUUGGCCGAUUUUAAGACUUAUCGGAUAUGCACACAAAAUUUGAUAAAUAUCGGUCCAACCAUUUCUCAUGGCAAAAUCCUCAGAAAAGGCUGGACCAAUUUUCGUCAAAAAAUGUAACAAACAUGCGACACGAGAAUUUUAUAUAUAUGUUACCGUCAAUGUUUAUAAUUCAGGUAUUCUAUACAAUGGCUUGACAAUGUAUAGAAUACCCGAAUUAUAAUAUGUGGAGCGUUUAGGCUAUGUAUAAAAUAUAUUAAAGUAUGAUUGUUCAUUACAUACAUUACCUAGGGAUUGUAUAAAUGACCUACUGUUCCACCGGCAAUGUGUAUCAUUUGCAUAAUAGCUUUAUAAAAUAAUUGUGUACAAAAUUGUAUAGAGUUUUAAAUAUCAUACAAUUAAUCACUUUCAACACGAGAUUUCUUUACUUUACAAUUAUUGCAACAGAUGAACAUAGCAUACGAGACUCAAGUAUUUAAAAGUGGCUACGUCAGAAGUCUACGCUUUACAAAAAAGGGUAAGGCAGAUAAGACUGCAUGGAGUCGAAUUUAAUCAAAAUUACUCAAUGUACUCAUUACUCACUGUGCGCGUUUACGAUUUUCACGCAGUACAAUUAAAAGCAUUAGUUCUGCGUACCCACCAGCACGUCACCUCUUUGGCUGCGCUCGUCUUACAUACAUUACCGACUAAGCAUCAGGUAUUAUAUACCUAGGAAAUGUUCAAUAAUGUUUCAUACAUUGCCUAGACAUUAUAUAGAACGCCGAAUUAUCCACAUUGCCGGUAACAUGUAUUAGAUAUCAAUAUGAAAUUUUACACAUUUGGUUGCUUUAAAUUGGCAUCUACUUUGUAUUAUAUUAUAUAUGUACUGUUUUUUUUACAAUUUAUUUAAACGUAAGAGUUAUUUAACAAUUACAAUUUACAAUUUUAUGUGAUUAAAUGACAAUAUUCCGUCCAAUUUAUAUUAAGUUUAGCAUAGGUAUUAUAUUUAUACAGAAUUUUUACAUUUCUACCAAAAUAGAUCUAACUGAAAAUCAAUUAAUUAAAUGAAUGUGUGUUUAAUAAAUAAUUAUAAUUAUUAAUUUUUAUGUUAACAGUAAUUUGAUAAUACAUGGUUUACACCUUAA